Dictyostelium purpureum is the source of this 4173-nucleotide messenger RNA. RefSeq lists its product as uncharacterized. The record is from RefSeq and is a predicted model, not a curated record. The coding region runs from base 1 to 4173 and encodes 1390 amino acids. The transcript has 3 exons. Gene Ontology annotation, biological process: cell-cell adhesion. NCBI's taxonomy places the organism in Eukaryota, Evosea, Eumycetozoa, Dictyosteliales, Dictyosteliaceae. Gene Ontology annotation, molecular function: protein binding. Gene Ontology annotation, cellular component: cytoskeleton; plasma membrane.
AUGGAAUCAGUAGAAGAUGAUUUAGAACAAUUACUCAAUGAAUUAACUUCACCUAAUAUUUUAAAUAACAUAUCCGAAAAGUUAAAACAAAGUGAACCUUCAGAAUUUUCAGAAAAUCAUUCAAAUCAUAAUCACAAUCAUAACCACGGUUAUAAUCAGAAUAUAAAUCAUGCACAACAAUAUUAUCAAACAAAUUUUGAUGAUGAAACUGGUAGUAAUGCAGAAGAUGUUAGAAGGUUAUUAGAAGAGACAGACUCAAAUUAUGGGGGUAGUACUGUACAUUCAAUGAACACAACACCAAAUCUUUAUUCAAUGAGAAAUCUUUUACACACAGAGUUAUCAUUAGAUGCACUUAAACCAGUAUCAGAAAAUUCACCAUUACAUAUGAGUGCAACAAGACCAGUUUCAACUUCAGUUAGGUUACCAAGAUUAAGUAUUUGCGAAGAGGACGAUUCAGAAUUAUCAUCCGACGAUGUCUCAUCAUCAGACUCCGAUUAUGACGAUGAUUCAUCAACUUCAUCAUCUCUAUCUUUAAGAAACUAUAAUAAUGCUGCAGAUAAUAAUGUUCAAAUUAAAGAUGAUGACUCUGAUAUGGAAUCAUCUGAAUCAUCUGAACAAUAUGGUUCACCAUCGAAUCAAAGAAGAAAGGAAAUUUUAAAAUUAGAAAAGCAAAUUCAGAUUCAAGAGAAAAAGAGAAUAUUAAAAGAAAAGAUUCAAGAGCAAGAUGAUGCCGCUGCUGAAGAAUUAUCAUUAAAUAAAGCAUCUGCUUCAACAACAGCAACAGUAACAACCACUACCACUUCCACUACCACCACUACUAUAAUAAGUGAUUCAUUGCCUCCAGUUCCAUCAAGUAGUAAAUCUAGAUCUGUUUCAGUGUCAUCUAAUCAUGAAGUUAGUCACCCAAUUAGUAAAGAAAGAAAAAGAUCAAUUUUGCAAUCAUUCGAAGAGGGUUCACCAUUAAGAUCAUCAUCAAGACUACCAUCAUCAAGAGGUGGCUCAAUUAAAAUUAAAGUUUCAAAGGUUUUAGAAGAAGAAAUACAAUUACAACAAGAGUUUGAAAAGCAAGAGCAAAUUAGAAACUCUGCAAGAUUAAGCCAAGUUAUUAGAGAAUUAAAUAUGAGUACUAUAUUUGAUCAAAAAUCAGAUGAUGGUGAAACAAAACAAGAAGAAUCACAACAAGAAGAGCCACAACAAGAAAAAGUUAAAACUUUAACUCCCGAAGAAGAGGAAAUCGAAAUAGCUAAACAAGAGGCAAUUGAAAGAAUGAGAGAGCAAGUAUUUUCGCAAUUAGAUUUACUAGAGGAUCCAAUUAAAGCUACAGCUAAACUAUCAUCAAAAGCUGGUGAACCAUCCAAAAAAGAUCAAGAUUCAGAAGCAUCAGCCUCAUCACCAACAUUAGAGCCAUCAACAGUUAUUCCACUUCCAGGAAACCAAGCUAAUAGAUUUUUAAAUACUCAAACUAGACCAAGAAAAGAUUCAAUUUCUGAUCGUUGGGAUAUUGGUAGAAAAGAACAACCACGUCGUUCAAUGACUUUACACAUUCAAAGAGUUGGUGAAGAUUUUUCAGUAAAGAGACAAGAGGUAAAGAAAGUUAACGCCGAGCUUGAAAAAAUUUUAGUUCAUAUUUCACUUGUUGAUCAAUCACAUAAAGUUAUUUGUAUCACCGAAGAUUUCCUUGUACAAGAUGUAAUAUUAUUAUUUGCAGAAAAAUUAGGUCUAGUUCAAACAGAGUUCUUUUCAUUAGCCGAAGUUACAGUAGAUGGUUAUGAUCGUUGGUUAGAUCCAACAAAGUUAGUUAAAGAAGCUGGUAUUAAAAAUCUUUCAAAAUUAGUUUUCAAAAUUAAAUACUUCAAACAACCAAAAAGAUUAUCAGAUUCAAAAGCAGUUCACCUUUAUUAUUUACAAAUUCAACAAUCUGUUGUUAGUGGUACCUAUCCAUGCUCCGAAGCAAUGUCAUUUAGAUUAGCUGCACUUCAGUUCUAUAUCACAUUUGGUGCUCAUGAUAAAGAAAAACAUGCUCCAGGUUUCCUUGAUUCAGGUUCGCUCUCAGAAUUUAUACCAGAAGCUUUCUUUUUCGAACUACCUGAUGAAAUUAUUCAAAAACGUCUCUUCCUUUUACACUCUCAAAUUAAAUGUAGUUCUGUUAUUGAAGCUAAACUUAGAUAUCUCGAUUUAUCAAAUAAAAUCCCAACUUUUGGUGUAACCUCAUUCCAAGUUCAUGAUGGUGUUAGAGAGUCAUCAAUUGCACGACAUAAACGUAAUUUAUGUGUUGCUGAAGAUGGUGUUUUAAUCUCAAGAAAAGAUAGAGCAGGUUAUGACUUUUUCAGUUACAAAGAAAUUAUUGGUUAUCAAGUUACAACAAGAGGUCUUAAAAUUCAAAUUCCACAUUCAUCAGUUACACCAAAUACUUCAGAAAAUAUAAGCUUUGAUACAUCCUCAUAUGAACAAUCAGCAAAUAUAGUCGAGUUAAUGUCUGGUUAUAAAUAUUUUAUUCAACAUGACGAGUUUAUUAGAGGUAUUGGUUCACCAAUAGAAAAAGUUGAUUUAAAUAUUUCUGUACUUUUACCUCUAUUCCAAUCUCCAAAAGUUAGAACAAAGAGUGAUCCACUCCGUAGUCGUUUAGAGUUAUUUAAAAUCAAUUAUUUAACACUUUGUCAAAAUUUCCAUACCAAACCAAUUUUAAAAUUAAUAGAACAAAUCGAUCAUGUUUUAGAUAAAGAAGGUGGUUUUAGAGAAAACUUAAAUUAUGAUAAAAUCGAAUUACCAUCAUUAAAUUUAAAAGGUUCGGAUUUAUCAUUUAUUGCUGAUGCAUUAAAAGACUCAUUAAAUACUGUAAUCGAGGAAGGUGAAAGUAUAGUUGAAAAUUUAAAUAUUUUAACUUUAGAUUUAUCAACCAAUCAAAUGUUAGCACUUGAUGCUUUUGAACCAUUAAAAAUCAUUAUGACCUGUAAUACUAUUGUUCAUUUAAAUUUAAAAAAUAUUGGUUUACCAAACAAAUUGGUAAUGUCACUUGUAACAAUUAUAGAAAAAUAUCCAAAAAUUGAAACAUUAAAUAUUAGUAAAAAUAGAAUUGAUGAAUCAGGAGUUAGAGUUAUUUUAAGAGCUAUUAAGAAUUUUAAUAAAAAUAUUGAAACCCUUGGAUUCGAGGAUAUAAAUUUAACAGAUUCAGGUUGUAAAGUUAUUGAAAAACUUUUAUCAAAUAAUAAAACAUUAAAGAGUUUAAAUAUUUCAAAGAAUAAAAUUUCAGAAGCAGGCUUUAAAAUUAUAUUUGAAGGUAUAAAGAAGGCUACAAAUUUACAAGAUUUAAAUAUUAGUGGUAAUCCAAUUCAAAGUAAAAUCAUGACAAAAUUCAUCAAAUAUAUAGCAUCGAGUGAAACAGCAAUUCAAAAACUCAACAUUGGUAACACUGGAUUAAAUACAGGAUUGGGUUCAGAAAUUCAAAAGUAUCUUGUUAGUACAAGUUGUCAUCUUACCUCUUUGGAUGUUGCCUACAACAAUUUGGGUGCUGAUGGUACAAAGAAUAUAAUUAAAGGUGUUGUAAAUAAUCAUAUUAUUAAUGAUUUAUCACUCUCUGCCAACAAGAUUGACUAUAAUGGUUGUAAUGAACUUUGCAAUUUAUUAGAGUUAUCAUCUGCCAAUACCAAAACUCUAUAUAUAAGAUAUUGCGAACUUAGUUCAAGAUCGCUAGUUAGAGUUUGCAAAAUGUUAGAGUUAAAUGCCACCAUCAAUGUUUUAGAUUUAUCAAUGAAUAAGUUCUCCAAACAAACUGCCACAGCCAUCGCACACUCUUUAGAAAGAAACAGAACCCUUGAAGAUUUAUUUUUAACCCAAGCCAGUAUGUCACACACUGAAAUCGAUAUCAUCUCAGCAGGUAUUCAAAAGAACCAAAAAAUAAAAAGAUUGUUCUUGGAUGUUAACCCAAUCGGUAAAAAAGGUAUUAAUAGUUUAGCUCAAAUGGUAAAUAACAACACCUCUCUUGAAGCUCUCGGCCUUAGAAAUACAAAUCUCAAUAGCAAAGAUAUUUUAGAAUUCCUUAAACAAUUAAAUCAAAACAUUUCAAUUAAAACAAUUAAUCUAACAGAAAACAAUUUAGAAAAAAUAACACAACAAACAAAACUUUUAAUUAGUGACCAACUUAAAAGACUCCAACAAGUUAAUAUCCAAUAUUAA